GUCACGCACUCACACACCAAACGGACAGUCUACGUUACGCCACGAUGGGACGGCGGACUCUCUAGUACCUAUUACUCUUUCUUCAGCUCAUGUUCAGAUCUAUACAAACUCUCAACCAAAGAAGAUUAAUGAGCCGCACACCGGAGCCCGGGAAUAUUUCGCCCUGAGUUUUCCCUCUUGGAUUCGGGACGGUCUGGGAGAGAACCAAAAGUAUGAAAGUGACGGUGUGUUUUGGAAGGACUCGGGUUGUGGUACCGUGCGGAGAUGGAAAUAUCAAAGUACACACGCUUAUCCAACAGGCCACCAUGAGAUACAGGAAAGCAAUAGCCAAGGAUGCAGGUUACUGGGUGCAGGUGCACAGGUUGGAGCAUGGCGAUGGAGGAAUUCUGGAUCUGGAUGAUGUGCUGUGUGAUGUUGCAGAUGACAAAGACCGGUUGGUGGCAGUGUAUGAGGAGCAGGAGCCUCAUGCUGGAGGUGAUGGGACCAGUGCGAGCUCUACAGGUACUCAGUCUCCUGACCUCUUCUCUGCGGAUAUAUCCUCCUCCACUCCUCUCUCCGCUUUCCAGCCCUUCCACACCUACCAACCCAACAGUAACAGUGAGAUAGAGGUCACACCCUCUGCCCUGCGCACCAACAUGCCGUUGCACGUGAGGCGCAGUAGUGAUCCUGCAUUAUUGAGCUUGGCAGCAAUAUCGUUCUCUGAGCCUCGCACUCAGCCUGAAGAGCCUUCUAGAAAGAACCCCACACGCUGGUCCACCACAGCAGGCUUCCUCAAACCCCGCUACUCCACUGGGACUAGCAGUCUGGAGAGGAAGGGUCGAGGUUUGGAUACGUAUCGGAGUCUCCCUCGGGAUGCAGGCCAUUGGUCCAAUCAGAGGGAGUUUCAGCGAGAGACUGCCCGCUCCUCCUUAAGCGCCAAUCACCCCAUGGUGGACCGCUGGAUCGAGCGGCAGGAACAGGAGGAGGCACGAGAAGAGGAGGAUGUUGGACGGAUAGAUCCAGUAGGCCGGGCAGACACCAGUUUAGAGCACAUGGGAGUGAGGUCACUAGAUGAUAUAGUGAAGCUGGUGGAGGUGUCUAAUGAUGGAGGGCCUCUGGGUAUCCAUGUCGUGCCUUUCAGUGGCCGUGAUCGCAGGACACUGGGUUUGUUGGUGAAGCGGUUAGAGCGUGGAGGAAAGGCCCAGCAGCAGGGUUUGUUUCAGGAGAACGACUGCAUCAUUCGCAUUAACAAUGGAAACCUCUGCAACGUCCGCUUCGAACAAGCUCAGAACAUGUUCCGUCAGGCAAUGCGCUCACCGCUGAUUCUCUUCCAUGUGGUUCCGUCAACAAGAAGAGCAGAAUAUGAGCAAAUCUCCCAAAGCGAGCGAAACCCUGCCCUAAACCACGGCCACCUCGGUCGCCUCAGCCCCGACUCCCUCACUAGUGAGCCAGUCAGCACUGCUGAUCUCGACUCUGGCCCUCACAGACUUCCUCAACCCAGGCCUCAGCCAAGAAAUGAUCCCGUACAGCAUCCAGUUGGCUCCAUGGGUAAACCUCCCUCAGGCCAUGGCGCUUCCCCUCAGAGGGUCGUAAGCUCCACCCCCACACCAGGCUUCAGUAAAAAGUUUGGCCGGAGGCUCGGAAUCCAGCUCAAGAAAGGUCCAGAAGGUCUUGGCUUCAGCAUCACAUCCAGAGACGUCCCCCUGGGAGGCUCCGCCCCCAUCUACGUGAAGAACAUUCUACCGAGGGGAGCAGCCAUCAAGGAUGGACGUCUGAAGGCUGGAGACAGACUACUAGAGGUGAAUGGGGUUGACCUGAAUGGGCAUGGUCAGGAGGAGGUGGUGUCCCUGCUGAGAGCCACACCUAUGGGUGGCGCAGUCAAUCUUUUAGUGCUGAGACAGGAGGAGACCUUUCUGCCCAGAGAAGCGAAUACAGAGUCUACAGUGCAGAAUACAAGAGACUUGGUGGAAGAGGAGCUAGUGUUGACCCCUGAUGGUACUCGAGAGUUUCUGACGUUGGAGGUGCCCCUGAAUGACUCAGGGUCGGCAGGGUUAGGGGUCAGCGUCAAGGGUAACAGGUCAAAGGAAAACCACGCUGACCUCGGAAUCUUUGUCAAGUCCAUUAUCAACGGAGGAGCUGCCUGCAAGGAUGGGAGACUGCGAGUGAAUGACCAGCUCAUUGCUGUUAAUGGAGAGUCGUUGUUAGGGAAAACCAAUCAUGACGCCAUGGAAACACUGCGAAAGUCCAUGUCAACGGAGGGCAACAAACGAGGAAUGAUCCAGCUGAUUGUGGCGAGACGAGUGAGCAAACGCAAUGAGGGUGAAACGCCAUGCAGUCCACGCGGGCCAGAACAGACCCUGAGUCCAUCUCUGGACGAUCACGAGCGGCGGAUCUCUCACACACUUUACGGCAUCGAGGGACUGGAUGAUAACCUGAGACCCCGCAACAACAUGGCCAGCAGAGGGCUGGGUCACUAUCAGCUCUCUCCUACAGUCAACAUGCCUCAGGAUGAUACGGUCAUAAUUGAAGACGAUAGGCCACCUGUUCUUCCUGCCCACCUCUCUGACCAAUCCUCGUCCAGUUCCCAUGACGACAUGGCUUUCGUUGUGGAAACGCAGCCAUCCUGGAUUCAGGACGUGCCCGUUCAGAAUGACAGUUCUCUGAGUGUAGGUGGAGAGGAUGAUGCUGGGCUGUUUCAGAGGGAAGGCUUUGGAAGGCAGAGCAUGUCUGAGAAGCGCACUAAACAGUAUGGAGAUGUCAGCCAGCUGGACAUCAUCAAGACCCGCAAGUCCAAGAGCAUGGACCUCGUGGCUGAUGAGAUUAACCUCACCACUCACACAGAGAACCACUCAGGUUCUUCAUCACGUGACGUCGGCCCGUCUCUGGGCCUGAAGAAGUCAAGCUCCUUGGAAAGCUUACAGACUGCCGUCGCUGAGGCAACUCUCAAUGGGGACCUCCCCUUCCACAGGCCACGCCCUCGCAUUAUACGGGGGCGGGGCUGCAAUGAGAGCUUCCGGGCAGCAAUCGACAAAUCAUAUGACAGACCAGCAGCCAGUGAGGAAGAUGGGGAGACCAUGGACAUACUCGAGGAAGACACAGAAGAAAGCUCUCGAUCGGGCCGGGACUCUGUUUCCACGGUAGCUGAUCUCACACCACUUCCUGUUGCUGAGCGACAGCUCGCCAAUGGCAACCAACCUGCAAAUGACAAGAAAAAAGAGAAAGGAGGAAAGGAGAAAAAGAAAACCGAGGAGAAAGAGAAGAACAAAGGAAAGAAGGGAGUGCUGAAAGGUCUUGGAGAGAUGUUCAGGUUCGGAAAGCAUCGUAAAGAUGAUCGUAUGGAUAACAAGAGCAGUAAGUGGAGGCCAGAGGAGACGCAAGCUACGGAAGAGGAGACGCACAGGAUGAGACAAGAGCAAGAGAGAAUCCAGGCUAAGACGCGGGAACUGCGUGAGCGGCAGGCUCGGGAGAGGGAUUAUGCAGAGAUUCUGGACUACAGUCAGGCGUGUGUAUCCAGCGAGGAUCAGGAUCACUCCUACACGGGCAUCGCUUCUCUCCAGGCCUCUCUGGAGCGGGGUACUUAUCACGGCUACCGCACACCCCCCGACUCGCCCUACACAAACCCCAGCAACCGCAAUGGACACCCUCCUGCAGACAGUAAUAGGCUGGCACCUAGCAACCAUGACCGGAUACAGCGCUUGCGUCACGAGUUUCAGCAGGCCAGGCAGGAAGAGGAGGAGCCAGAUGACCGGCAUCGCACCUACAGCCUCGAGCAGCCAUGGACCAGCGGUGGAACACACUCUCAGUCCGGUCGUCACUCUGUGUCAGUGGAGGUGCAGCUGCAGAGACAGAGACAGGAAGAGAGAGACAGCUUCGCACAGGCACAGAGACAGUACAGCUCUCUGCCACGCCACCCUCGGAAAACUCCCAGUGUGUGUGAGGACCCAUGGGAGAAAGCUCAUCCUUCCAGAGACGCUUUCCAGUCAGCUAAAGACAGUGGACGCUACUCCAGCUAUCAGGGGUCCCGCACCGCACCCCGUCCUGCCUGGAGAAACGGAAUCCCCACCUCACCGGUGAGUGGUGGCUACAACGCUCGCGUGCUAUUGGAGGCCCAGGAGCUGCUGCGGCAGGAACAAAAGCGCCGCGAGCAGGAGGUGAGAGGAAAAGCCUUGAGGGAGGACUAUGAAUCCCAGGAUUCAAAGGGGCCGUACAGACAGGACGUCCCACCUUCGCCGUCUCAGCUGGCCAAACUCAAUACGCACCGCGUACACACACCAGAGAAAGCACGACUUUUCCACUCAUGAGGACGAGAAAUAGGAACAUGAAGGAGGGAUGAACCUUUUUCUCCUCUUCAUCUUUUUUUCUGUAAGAGGAAGCCAGAGAGAGAUGAAGGAAGAACCUGAGGAAGCGGAACCAUUUCCUCUUAUUAGUCCUUUCUUACGCAGCUACACUCUUAAAAAUAAAGGUGCCAAAAAGGGUUCUUUGGAGUGAAGCCAUAGAAGAACUACUUUUGGUUCCCUAUAGACUUUUUCAAUGGAUGGUUCUUCAGAAAACCGUUUUCUAAACAAGAUGUACGAGAGUUAAGAACUUUGGCUUUUAUUAUAGGCUUUUCCGAACCAAGAACCCCCUUAGUAGCCUUUAUUUCUAAAGUGUAAGGCAUGUCUGCCUGACCUACACAAUGUCAGCUGGACCCUAGUGCAUAGCAGUAAAUCCACACCACUAUCCCUGCCCGCUACUGAGUGCCUUCUGAUCGUAAGGUCGUUGUACCCCGCCUUAGUCCAGCUCAUUCGUCCAGACUGUUGAUGGACAGUCUCCAUUCUUGUGUUCUGACAAUCAGAUGGAACAAGACCCACUUCCCUGGGCCUUUUCUGUAGAAGUGCAACUGUCAAUCACAUGUAGUGCUGACCAUGUGGUACUGUUACUGUCGUCAGAAUGUGAUAUUGUGUGUUUCUCAUUUUUAUAUGAUCUGUGGCCGCUGCAGGUACUUAUUAGGUCAAAAAUAUAUUUUUGUAUUAUAUAUGACGUCGCUGUCGUACAGAAAGCUUGCAGCUCCGAAACUUAACUUAGUUCUUAACAUCUGUCACUCUUACUUAAACCUGAAAGGCUGGCUUCUCCAUAUUUCUGUUGGUCCAUUUGUUGUGAAAUGAUCAUACUAUGAAAAGAGCAGUUGGCAUAUUCAUAUCCUCUUAUGACAGUGACAGUAAAUAUACACCACACAAAGGGGUGUCAUUCUCCAUCCUGGAAGGCCACAGCACUGGACAGUUUAUUUUUUCCCUGGUCUCAUUAUAGCUCUGCCAAAGUCACAGUUUAGUGACGAGAAUAAUGUACUGCAGUGGCAAGAAUGGAACAGCGUAUGAACGACAGCCAUUUAGCUUUCUAAAAUCUGAAAAUAUCACAAAUUUUUUCACCCAAUGGCCAAGCAGACCUCAGUUCAGUGGAGCAGGUCUAUUUAUUUACACCAGUGAAUGUGAGUCUUCACAUUUAGAAGAAAGGCAAAAGAUGAGAGCCAACAGGAUGGAUUUACCAAGGUGUCUUUCCCACUAAUGAUAGGAGGGGCUCCCAGCAAAUCAGUGUAGGAGGAAAUGGUCUGAGAUUCUGGAAUCCAAAAUCGUUUUCCUUCAGUUGAUACAGUCCUUUCCAGAGCUGAACCAGAUAUAUUAGACUGCAUUCACAAAGGCAUGUUAGUAUCCGUUAAGAAGAAAAAUAUGGAAAAAACAAAGUUGAUGCUGUUCUUCACAGAAGCAAGCAAAAGAGAUGUGUGAGCACACACAAUAAACCAGUCCAGGAAGCAGACUGGACUUAUCUCUGAGCUCCACCUUGGUAACGACCAUUUUCAGCAGAAUUGUCCCUUAUUAGCUGACGCGAGAUUACGUCAUUAACAGUAUGUUCCAGCGGACAGCGGAGAGUUAUUGCCUAAGCUGGAAUCUGUUGUCCAUUCACACAUUGAUCAUUGAAAUCAGUGCCAUUGAAGGCAAUAUUAGAGCAGCUUAGCUGCUUGGCUAAGUGCUGUUGCACACUGCUUCCAAGUUAGAAUUAGUUUUGAGAUUUUAAGGAAAAGACAUUGUCAAAACUUCUAUGCUUUUUUCCAGCUACCAUAACCCAAAGUUGAUAAUCAUCAUCAGUGUAGUUUCCCCGGGGACAGGACAGAUAUGAUGUUUCAAUAUCCGGUUCUUGUCCCCACCCCCCGCCACCCUGGCUUUAGUCAGAGAAAAAUUGCUGGUCAGCUGACAAUGUAGAUGAUAAAAUGGAAUGAUGAAUAAAAAUCCAUCCAAAGUAGAACCCAUCAUUGAUAUAUGGAUCUGUGAGCUACAUCCAUUUCCAUAGUUGUGCUGCUCCUGUUUCGGUGGUUACUCUGCUUCAUUUCCAUGGUUAUGCUACCUUCAUUUUUGUCGUUACGCUACCCCCUCCCCCAUAUUCAUGCUUAUGCUACUCUGUUUUCAUAGUUAUGUUAGCUCCAUUUCCAUAGUUACACUAGCCACAGUUUUGUGGUUGCUCCAUUUCCAGUGGUGGAAAGACUACUGAAAAUCCCUACUUAAUUAAAAGUACUGUUACUGUAGUGAUCAUUUACUUGAGUACAGUCAAAAGUAUUAAUAAAGGAAAUUACUCAAUUAAGUAUGCUAGCCACAGUUCUGUGUUCUACACCCUGGAGAAGCACUAUUAGAGCAGGGAAAACGCUAAACUGUGCAGUCCCCCCCUCUCUGAAAAAGAGUGUUUCUU
Colossoma macropomum (tambaqui) is the source of this 6693-nucleotide messenger RNA. RefSeq names its product par-3 family cell polarity regulator alpha, b (gene pard3ab). Gene Ontology annotation, molecular function: protein binding; phosphatidylinositol binding. The transcript is spliced from 25 exons. Gene Ontology annotation, cellular component: cell cortex; apical junction complex; apical plasma membrane. Gene Ontology annotation, biological process: establishment of centrosome localization; cell adhesion; microtubule cytoskeleton organization. Lineage: Eukaryota; Metazoa; Chordata; Actinopteri; Characiformes; Serrasalmidae. Bases 213 to 4280 code for a protein of 1355 amino acids. The record is from RefSeq and is a predicted model, not a curated record.